Sphaerulina musiva SO2202 is the source of this 1634-nucleotide messenger RNA. RefSeq names its product glycosyltransferase family 21 protein. Gene Ontology annotation, cellular component: membrane. The record is from RefSeq and is a predicted model, not a curated record. Bases 9 to 1634 code for a protein of 541 amino acids. Gene Ontology annotation, molecular function: ceramide glucosyltransferase activity. The transcript is spliced from 2 exons. NCBI's taxonomy places the organism in Eukaryota, Fungi, Ascomycota, Dothideomycetes, Mycosphaerellales, Mycosphaerellaceae. Gene Ontology annotation, biological process: glucosylceramide biosynthetic process.
CCUGAUCUAUGCCACUCGUAGACGCUGCCCUGGAGACAGCCACCCACACUCAUGCGCACUCUGCGAUAAUCGUCUUGGCAGCCAGCGUGUGCCUCAUCUGGUAUGCUGUGGUGCUGCUGGUCUGCGGCAUUGGCUACACGCAAAUAUGGCGACACUACUCACAGCCGGAAGCGGCAGCAGCAGCAGCGAUUGACUCGGCCACUGCUCCUCAUGUCACCGUCAUCCGACCCGUCAAGGGCCUCGAGCCACGUCUCUACGACUGCCUGGCCUCUACUCUAAAACAGCACUAUCCUACCGACAAGCUGCACAUCCGCUUCUGCAUCUCGAAUCGCGACGAUCCGUCCUAUGCAGUACUGCUGCGCCUUCUGGACGAUUACCCCGACCAUGAUGCACAAAUCCUGCUGGAAGACGAGGAUGAGCUGCUCAAAACGAGACAUGGCUCACUUGGGCCGAAUCCGAAGAUCAGGAAUAUGAGUAGAGCGUAUCGGGAAGCUGUUGGCGAUAUAAUCUGGAUCAUAGACUGCAACGUUUGGGUCGCCAAAGGUGUUCUAGGCCGCAUGGUCGCCAAACUAGAGGGUCAUGGUGGAAAGCGGAAAUACAAACUCGUGCACCAACUUCCUCUGGUUGUCGACAUUCUGGGAACAUCGAAAACAGAGGAAACAAAUGGUUUACUGGACGCACAUGACAAUGACACUCAGCUUCGCACCACAAGCUCCGCUUCGGCAUCUUUCCAACAAGGCUUCGAAAGAAAUGCUUCUACCGUCGGCGGAGGACGUCUCGAAGAAGCCUUCAUGUCCUCUGCCCACCCUAAAUUCUACACUGCCAUCAACACCGUUGCUGUGGCACCUUGCAUCGUUGGGAAAAGUACCAUGUUCAGGAAAUCGCAUCUCAAUAGUCUCACUAAUGACGCUGGUAUCGAUUACUUCAGUCAGAAUAUCUGCGAGGACCAUCUCAUCGGCGAUCUACUCUGGAAGAAAAAAGUUCCAGAGGAACUGCGAGGAGAGAAGAUCGGCAAACAUGCCCAAUGCUUCGGCGAUCUGGCUAUUCAGCCCAUGGCGAAUAUGAGUGUGUAUGAGUACUGGAGCCGCAGAGUCAGGUGGUUGAGAGUGCGAAAGUUUACUGUCACACUCGCGACGCUGGUCGAGCCUGGGACCGAAAGCUUCUUAUGCUCAGCCUAUGGCGCAUUCGCGGCGACUACCUUGCCCUACAUAUACGGCACUCUGCACGUCCCGCAGACAUGGGCCGCAUUCGCCGCAAUUUGGCUCUUAAGCGUCGCGCUUUGGUGUGUAGUGGACUGGACAUUGUACCUCAAACUCCACUCAAGUGCGUCAAUCGAACCUGACGAGCAUACACCUUCCUUCGCAAGGAGGAGCAAGACGAAACGACCUUUUGGUGAGUGGCUAUUGGCAUGGAUCGGACGAGAAGCUCUGUGUCUCCCCAUCUGGCUUUGGGCGUUUUGGGGUGGAACACGAGUCGAGUGGAGAGGGAGGAAGUUCUGGGUGGGCAUGGACAUGAAAGUGCAUGAAAUAAACGACAAUGGUGCUCUGCAGGAGGGGGAUGGGCUGCCAGUUACUAGAUCUGCUUCACAUUUAUCCACCGCAAAUGGAAAUCACGGGAAAGCGAGAGUGGACUGA